Sphaerodactylus townsendi is the source of this 1076-nucleotide messenger RNA. RefSeq names its product collagen alpha-1(I) chain-like. NCBI's taxonomy places the organism in Eukaryota, Metazoa, Chordata, Lepidosauria, Squamata, Sphaerodactylidae. The transcript is spliced from 2 exons. The coding region runs from base 1 to 984 and encodes 327 amino acids. The record is from RefSeq and is a predicted model, not a curated record.
AUGCCAGCCGCGGCCACCAGGGGCCGGCAGAGGCAGCGAAAGCGCCGUGUGGCGGCGGCUGUGGCUCGGCACAAAGGCGCUGGUCUCGGCUGGGGGGGGGGCAGGCGAGGAGGGGGCCUCUCUGCGGCAAAGGCCCGGCUCGCCCCGGCCCCCUCGGCCUCCCCCCCUCAGAACAAACCCGCCCAGGAGGGAGGCCGCUGGCCGGCCAGGCCUCCGCAGGGGAGUGCUGCGCGCAGCGGCCUGCCUGCCUGCCUGGUUGUUGGUCUGGUUCCGGUCGUCUGGCGUAGAAAACUCGGGCACGUUCUCCUCCUUGGCAGCUGCCAGCGGCAGGCAGGCAGGCAGGCAGGACGGCAAACCUCAGCCUUUGGCUCUGGAGCGGGCGGGCGGCUGGCCUCUGAGCAGCUGGUGGCAGGAGACGCCAUUUGCUUCUGGACUGAGAAGAGAGACUCGGAGAGACCGAGUGACCCCCGCGGCGUGCCACCUCCCCCCCCCCCCACCGGGCUCCGGGCUCGACCGCCUGGGCUGGGCGGUCCCUGUCUCGCUGCAGGUCCAGUGGGAGGCGCGGGUCGUUUGCAGUCGCAGAUAAUCCGCCCCAGACCGCCUGCUGGUGCAAAGCCCGCUCUCCCCGCCCGCGCCCAGGAGCAGCCCAGGCUCCCACCGCCGCGGCUGGAAACAAAGGCGAGGAGGCCCCGCGGCCCCGGGCCGUGUCGAGCGGGGCCCUUGAACGUGACGCGCAUCCCUCAUGCCCUCAGAAGGAAGGCAGCCGCUGCCUCGCCACGGGCCUUCGCAGCAACCGUUUCAGCAAAGCACGGAAGUCCCGCGCCCAUUGCGCAGCCCCCCCCCCCCCCGGGCCACGUCUCCGACUCCAAGCGGCUGCGUCCCGGCCCUUCUUCCGGUGAAGGUCGGUUAUUGAUACCACGACUGGAAACAAAUACUGCGACAGUGGAUCGCCUUUACCCGACACGUCGAGGCGACAAAGAAUAGGCAGAACACUGGAGAAGUCCUUCCGCAAACCGCGUGCCUGUUAUUUAAUCCCAGGCCGCGAUUUGACUUUUUCCUUUGUAAAGUAGAAGCUA